AUGGCUGGGGUACCCCGCAAGCUGUUGGAUCACGAGCAGCUGGGGGCGGGGAUGGCAUCUCGCCCAUGUGUGGGCCUGGAGAACCAGGAGACUUUGACAUUGGUCAGCCAGUCACCUGCAGGGGUUUCUGGAAUGUCCAUUUCUCCGCGCCUCAGUUUCCUUAACUGUAAAAGGAAAGUUAUAAUUCCUGGUUUGGUUGAUUCACAGGAGUUUGGCCCGCUCAGGGCUAAAAGGGCUGAUGUGCCUAAAAGCCUGACAGGCAAGGUGCCAGAAGGGAGCCCCGAGCUUGCGUCCCCACUGGGCCUGCUGACGUGCUGUCCCACCUCGCAGCAACGCCAGCUGCUCUGCUCACCAGAGGAGCUCAGACGCUCUGUUGCCUCUACAUGCAGCCAGAAUUGCUUACCACCUGCAGCGUCUUUUCGGAGGAGGCGGCUGGCACGGAGGCCGGGCUACAUGAGAAGCGCAGCUGGGCCCUGGAUCGGGUUCCUCUACCCAGCAGUGGCCACUCCGCUACGGGCUCAGGGAGGAGCGUGCAGUGAGGAGUCCCUCCAGUCUGAGUCCAGGGCCGGAUGGUGCGGCCUUGAACUUGGAGGCCAGUGGCGAGGCCCCUCGGCCGGGAGCCCCGCAGCGUCGGCUCUGACGGCGGUGGGCCCCCCAGGACUGGCUCUGACCCCUGGGAGAGGACCUUCAGGGCUCUCUGGGAUUCAGCUCAGAGCUGACACCAAACUACCUGCCAGGCUGACCAGGUUGUGUGGCCCUGGGGACACUGGGUGGCAGGGGCCGCUCCCAUCCAUGGACAGUUCUGAGGCCCCAGGCCCUGGCAGGGAUGCUGCUGGAGGCGAAAGAGCAAAGGGCACCUGGACAAAAGGCUGUCUGUCCCCAGAGGAGGUGAACGACAGCAGGUGCAGCCUCGCAAGUGGCCCCACGGUCCCGUCAGCCCCUGCCGGCUCUCAGGAUGCUUUUAUUUCCAGCUUUAGCUUCAUACGCCUCUCGCUCAGCUCUGCUGGGGAACGCGGGGAAGCGGAAGGCUGCCCGCCGCCCAGAGAGGCUGAGGCCCCUUGUCAGAGCCCCGCGGAGAUGGAAGCCAAAGAUGCCGGCUUGGACAGGGCCCCCCCACACCCUCAACUUUCCACUCCCCACUUCAAUGUCAAGGCUGCCCAGAGCCCGGCCGACUCUGCCCAGAUGGCAGCGGGCAGCCCCUGGCUGGAGUGUGAGACUCGUUUUUUACUGGAUACGGACACUGCCUCUCCCUGUCCCCCGGCCCCCUCGUGGUCAGAGGGCAGGGGUGUGAGGGACGCUCCCCACUGGGAAGCCCUAUUCAGGAGGUGCGAGCCCCUGCUGCUGGACUGCCUGCUGAGCGACCAGAGGCGGCUGGAGGUAAAAUCCUUAAGAUUAAAGCUUCAGAAACUUCAAGAAAAAGCAGUUGAGGAUGAUGAUUAUGAUAAAGCCGAGGCGUUAAGACACAGACUGGAAGAGCUGGAGGAGGAGAAAGGCAGCCUGCACUUCCAGCUUCCUUCGAGGCAGCCGGCCCUCUGCAGCCUCCUGGGCCAGCUGGACGCACAGGCCCAAGCGGCCUUGCGCCACAGGGCCUCCCAGCUGGCCAACAGUGACGAUGCCCAAAUCCUGCUCAGAAUGGAGCCAAAGCGGUUCGAAUCCACUGCCCAGGACACUCUGCGUGUGUCCAUCACCAGACGAGACUGGCUUCUUCAAGAAAAGCAGCAGUUGCAGAAAGAAAUCGAAGCUCUCCAAGCAAGAAUGUCUGUGCUGGAAGCCAAAGAUGAGCAGCUGAGAAGGGAAAUAGAAGAGCAAGAGCUGCUGCUGCCAGGGCGGGGCUGCGACCUGGCCCCGCUGGUGGGCAGGCUGUCCCUGGGCGAGCUGCAGGAAGUCAGCAAGGCCUGGCACGAUACCCUGGCCUUAGCUGACCGGAUUCCCCUGCGUGCAGAACCACCCGAAGCCGUAAGGAGCCUCCAGGAACAAGUAAAAUUCCUCAACUUGUCACUUAAGGAACUCACCGCUAAGGUGUGUAUGAGUGAGAGAAUCUGCAGCACUCUCAGGAAGAGAGUCAAUGAUAUUGAAACCCAACUACCGGCGCUGCUUGAAGCCAAACUGCUGGCCGCUUCAGGAAACCAUUUCUGUACAGCCAAGGAGCUCACAGAGGAGAUGCGAUCAUUAGCAUCAGAGAAGGAAGGGCUGGAGGGACUCCUGGACAAAAUGCUGGUGCUGGGUGCCAGGAACAUCCAGAAGCUGGGAAGUAUGAAGGAAGAUUACAGCAGACUGAGAAAGGAGCUGGACCAGGGUGAAUCCGCCUAUGAAAUGAGUGUGAAGGAGAAUACUCUGAAAUACAUGGAAACCCUGGAGGAAAAACUGCUUAGCUGCAAGUGUCCACUGCUUGGGAAAGUAUGGGAAGCUGACUUGGAGGCUUGUCGGUUGCUUAUCCAGAGCCUACAGCUCCGGGAGGCCAGGAGCGCACUGUCCACAGAAGAUGAGAGGCAGCUCGGUGACUCCAGGGGAACUACCUGUACCCCCGCUUCUGCCAUCCCCUCCAGGCUCUACUCUGAAGACGAGAUGAGGGCCCCUUUGCAGGCCUUUGGAGAGUGGAAGUCUCCCCUGACCGCAUCUCUGCACUGUGCUGGCAGCGAACAGAAGGAGGAAUCUUGAGUCCUUUCUGCAGAACUUGGAGAAAAAUGUGAAGCCAUAGACAAGAAGUUAUUGUACUUAGAAGAUCAGCUGCACACAGCAGUCCACAGUCAUGAUGAAGAUCUCAUUCAGUCUCUCAGGAGGGAGCUCCAGAUGGUGAAGGAGACUCUGCAGGCCAUGAUCCUGCAGCUCCAGCCAGCGAAGGAGGCGGGAGAAAGAGAGGCCCCGGCUUCCUGUGUGACAGCUGGUGUCCGGGAAGCGCAGGCCUGAGGCGGGACAGCAUGGGGGACAGAGGAGGAGUGGCCACGUCGUCCAUACAGACGCGCAGGAGGCCUCUCUCACCUCCCCUGCGUGACCCCUGUGCCUGAAUCCACCGUGGAGACAGGACCUGGAGGGGUCCCUGCAGAGACGUGGCUCCUGUUGGCUCCCCGGGGGCCGAGAUCGGGGAGGCUCCGCAUGGCUGUACAGGAGGGGACGAUCUGCUGAAUUUCCCUCCCAGUGUCGGCCAGAGGCACCUUUCCCGGGUCCCUACUGGAGCAUCCUGCACAGGACUUGAGCGUCUUCUCGUCUCAGCCCCCACUAGACAGAAGUUGGGGGCGAAUCCUGCUAGAAAAGUGUCUCCUCUCCUGUACCGUCUUGCUCUCUGCUGCAAUUAAAAUAUCUCCUGAUUUAAGAGCCCGUUAAAAGGAAACUAAACGUGUCUCUCUCACCACACCUGCUAUACUUUCCUAUAGGCACAUGAUAUAAGGGAGCUAAUUAACCCCGGAAUCUGGAAUUAACAGCUUUUCACCUUCUCCUGUGAUUCGCUAAAAUCUCAGGAGAAUUACUAUGAAAACUUCUGAAAGAUAUUUCUUUAAAGUAACAGCCUAUCGGUGAGGUACAGUCUUUGGGUUUUCCUAUUGUGGCAACAGAAAUAGGAAAUGAUGCCUGUUUGUGCUGAAAAGGUGUUUCACCAGGACAUCUGGAAAUUCGCCCGCAAUGACAGCAGGAAGGGGAGCCAGGGUGUGAAGGGAUCAGGUGACAUGUUUAAACUUCUGGGCCUCUCCUAGGUGCCUCUCAGACCUGUUUGGCUCCAUGCCAGGCAGGGCAUGGCCACAGAAACUGGUGCGGUGUAGUAUUCUGCACGGAGUUGGUGCCUGAUCGGUGGCGCAGUGUGUACUGAGUAAGAUAGUACCUACUCGGUAAGGCAGUACAGUACUCAGGAAGGCACACAGUCCUCUAUAAGGUAGUGACUACUCAGUAACAUGGACUGGAGUAAUUGCGGACUCCACCCUGCCGAGGCAGCUGUAAAAUUAGGCAAGGUGCACCAAGCCAGGUGGCCUCUAAGAAAUACUCCACAAAUGAACGGGCCUCCCUCGGUCAGAUACAUUUGGAAAAUUCAACAUGCCAUGAUUUCCGGUUGGAGAGCCCCAGUGCACAUUAGCAUGUCAGACUGGGACAGAGUUCGGGAAAGAAACCCGUUUGAUUUUUUUUUUUUUUUUGGUCUAACCCACACUUUAAUGGAUCAUAGAUUCUAUUUAAGAAUCCUAUUAAUUAAUACCCCACCAAUUUAUGUUGUGCAGCACCGCAUUCUCUGGGGAAGUCAUGGUCCCCACAAAUACCGAUUUCCGUCACAUAUAUGAGUGUGGCAGCAGCCAGACUCCAGCUUUUGCACAAUGUUGAGCUUAGGAACUACUUGCCCCAGUUUGGUAAGUCUCAUUGAUUUGUUGAGAUUUUUCCGUUUCUGUUCUCAUUUAUACUUACAAGAAUAGUCAUGAUGCUCCUUUCACGAAGGUCUGUGGGCGCUGGAUGGUUCUUGUCAUUUCCUGAAGUCACACUGUCAUUUCCGGAGGCCAGCUGGUGCUUUGCUAAGCCUCCCGUGCUGGGCAGCACUUCUGUCCUCAAAGAGAUGCCCUGCUUAAGCCAGCACCUGGCCAGGGUCCAGGGAACAAAGCAAAAGCAUAAUAUGUGAAUUUGCUGAUUUUGCUUCAUCAAUUUUAUCUUGAGCAUUUAAAAAAAUACACUGUACGUAUUUCAAAAAUGAGUAUAAUUAAGUCACUCUAGGAAUUCUUAGUUUUUUAAAUGAUGGACCAAGUUAGUGAAUUAUUUAUAAUCAUGUCUAAAAGGUAUUGUGUACUAGUCACAGGCCACUCGGAAUCCUUGAAUCCUUGAAUUAAUUCCAGUGAAGCAAAACUUGGGACAAGUCAGGAUUGACCAUAUUCCCAAUAGCAAAUGUCUACUCUGACAUGCAUCAUUUUUGGAAAGCUCCAAGACACAAGAAAUCUUGACACUAACCCAAGUGUUUUGUGUUACUCAGAUGCUAUUAUGAAUAUCUCUGUGAUGUCAUGAUGUAUUUGAAAAUUCUGGAACCUAAUAAGAGCUGUAAGUGUGCCCCAAAUAAGAGUUCUCUGGUACCUCCAAUGAGCAGUGUGUUUGCUUCUUUGUUGAGAUGCCUGAAUAAGUAUUGGGGCAGGUGAAUGAUGCUUUAACCACAUGCUGCCACUCAUCUCUAGUCUACGCUGGUGUCAGAGUCAGCCAGAAAGCCUGCUAAAGGCCAGCGUGUUUCCUAUGGCCACAUAACCUCUUCGGGACAAGUCCCUUCUUUGGCCACUGUGCCCUUGGAAGACCUGGGACUGUGUGUCCCAAACCAUAAUAUAGUAGAGUUUUUGUCAGGGUUUGAGUUUAAAAUCAACAAAACCACAAUGCAAAUUGAAGCCUUUAUGGAGAUAGUCACCAAGACCACAAGCCAAAGUGCAGAUUGAAAAUGGUGACGUGGCACCUGAUCUUCCUGUGACAUGCUAUGACAGAAUGCAUGACAGGUUACACUUCCUGCCAGGCUGAGAUGCUGGCAUUCAAAUGGCUGCCCAUUUAUCUUUGACCAGCCUGAGUUAGGGCAUGAUCUAUUCCUUCCAACUUCCUGAAAUUUCAAGAUCAAAAUGAGGUUGUCGCAGAUCAAAGUAGUAUGUAACACCGGAAACCUUUGUUCCUCUGUAGUAAGACUGGGUUCCCCACUGCAGGAACGUGGAAAGUCUCAACUGUGUGCACUGGGACUGUCCUAAGACCUUUAUAAUCAUAAUCUCAUUUAAUUCUCAGAUCAGCCCUAUAGAUGACUAUAGAUGAUGAAACAGAGCCUUAGGAGACCAGUGAGCUUCUCCCAAGGCACAGGGCUGAGGACUUAUAGAGUGACAGUAGGGAGCAGAGACGGGUAGAAAGCACUUAACGGAUGCUCUUCCUAAUACGCCUUCAAGGUCUUUUUGAGGCUUCGGGCCAUGGGGCAUUUUUGUUUACUUAAGAGCGCACGGUCACCUUAGAAGUGCUGCUAGGGAAUCCUCAGCUUCUCAUGUGCCCAGGUAAGCCCCAGAAGCCUGGCUCAGCUCAGGCAGGUUUCAACAGAUGUACCCACUCCGCUGUCCUAACCAACCAUUCGGUCCCAAUCCACCACAAAAGCCAUACCAGGAACAGCCACUUACUGCUUGGCAAGGGGCAGAUUUUCUUAGAAAUCUGAAAAGAAAUCAUUCAAAAAAAAAAAAAAAAGAAAACCUUUCCAAAAGUAUUCGAGAAAACAGCACUGCACCCUUUGGUUAAUGCCUCCUUGUAUAAGUGAUUCGGUACUUUUGUUUUUAAUAUCCUCACCUUAUCUAAUCUGUGAAUUUUGUCAUAUAAUUUAUUGCUUCAUAAAUUUUACUUUUGUUACAUGAAAUUAAAGCUGAUAUCCAAACCAUGGUGCACCUUUAAUUUUUUUGUUUGUUUGUUUUUGGUCUUCUGGAGUAUGGAUGAUAGAAAAAUUUAUCAGGUUUAUCUAUUUUAUCUUUUUGUUACAGGAUGACUGAUUAUACAGUUAC
Messenger RNA from Hyaena hyaena (striped hyena), 6458 nucleotides. RefSeq names its product DISC1 scaffold protein (gene DISC1). Gene Ontology annotation, biological process: neuron migration; cilium assembly. The transcript is spliced from 15 exons. Gene Ontology annotation, cellular component: centrosome; mitochondrion; intermediate filament cytoskeleton. The record is from RefSeq and is a predicted model, not a curated record. Lineage: Eukaryota; Metazoa; Chordata; Mammalia; Carnivora; Hyaenidae.